This is a messenger RNA of Drosophila rhopaloa, 3000 nucleotides long. RefSeq names its product solute carrier organic anion transporter family member 74D (gene Oatp58Dc). Gene Ontology annotation, cellular component: membrane. The transcript has 7 exons. Bases 507 to 2876 code for a protein of 789 amino acids. The record is from RefSeq and is a predicted model, not a curated record. Gene Ontology annotation, molecular function: protein binding. Gene Ontology annotation, biological process: sodium-independent organic anion transport; transmembrane transport. NCBI's taxonomy places the organism in Eukaryota, Metazoa, Arthropoda, Insecta, Diptera, Drosophilidae.
UAGUAGCCCAACUCAACCCGCAAACAAAUUGUAAAUUUCGCAGGCGACAACAGAAGCAGCAUGAGCGAGCAACAACGUGUCUCGAACAUCUUCCAAGAUUAGCUCAAUGGCUCUGGGGGAGUGAUAACUCGGCCUGAGAUAAUAUUUUGAUAAAAUAUUUGGCACAACCUGCCGGAACGUCACUAUUUUGGGCGAGGGCCUGGGGAAGUCUGUCUGGAUCCGACUGUCCCCCGAUACAGUUAAGAUCCGCGGCCACCGGACCACAUCAUGCCACUCGAUCCGCGACCGUCCACGCGCCAGGUUGUUUUCUAGAUCCGAUCCCCAAGCAAUUAGCUAAUUGCCCGCGAAAGAUCUGGCGAAAAUUAAGAGACAUUGUGAGCGACUGCGAAAGUGCCGACUUGGGAUAUAGUCGCAGUGCGCAGUGCAUGUGUGUGUGAGUUCGGUGCCCCAAAGCGAAAGGUAUCAAUGUGCUGAGUGCGACCGCGACCCAAGUAAAGACAAUCAGGAUGGUGCAGAGCGAGAAUCCCAGUAGCCUGGGACCCGAGGAGCAGGAUGUCAAGACUGGCGGCCCAGAGGUUCGCGAUGAAUCCGACGUUGAGUCCAGGCUUCUGGACAACGGCAAGACCUGCGACAAGGAGAAGGAGGCGGGCAUCAAUCUGGGCGAGGAGGAACCCACUCCCAAGACAGCCAAGCCCAAGAAGAAGAAACAGAAAUCCGCACAGGAUCGCCUCAUGACCGCGGAAAUUAACAAGCUGCUGAGGGAAUCGCCGCUGGAGAAGAACGUGACUUGCGGCUUUUGGAUAUUCAAGGGGAAGUUCUACCAGCGCUUUGCCAAUCAAACAGCUUAUGUUUUGCUAUACGGCAUCGUGGGCUGUAUCUUUUCGAUGACAUAUGCAUACUUUAAUGGCACCAUCACCACCAUAGAAAAGCGUUUUAAGAUACCCUCGAAGAACACCGGCAUUAUAUCGGUUGGAAAUGACAUAAGUCAGACUUUGGUGUCUGCCGUUUUAGCCUACUAUGCGGGAAAAGGUCAUCGGCCGAGAUGGAUUGGAUUUGGUCUUCUCACCAUCGUUCUCUUCUGCGUUCUGACCACCGCACCACAUUUCCUCUACGGACCCGGCGAGGAUGCACUGGCUCUGACCUCGGAGUUUGGCGGGAUGCCGGAUGAGAAUGCCACCAUGGAGGCCAUCGAGGAGGAGCGAUCGAAGACCCUGUGCCGCUUGAGUGGAGGAGGAGCGGAGUGCGAGGUCGGCGAAGGAAACUUCGCCCCACAACUCCUGCUCUUUGUGGCUCAGUUCAUAUCUGGAAUCGGGGGAUCCCUGUACUACACUCUGGGUGUGUCCUACAUGGACGACAACACUAAGAAGUCCAAGACUCCGGCCUUGCUGAGUCUUUCGUACUUCCUGCGCAUGCUGGGUCCUGCCAUCGGAUACGCCUUGGCCUCCUUCUGCCUGCGCCUGUACAUCGCCCCGCAGAUGCAUCCGGUGAUCAACAACAAGGAUCCUCGCUGGCUGGGCGCCUGGUGGCUGGGAUGGCUGGUGAUGGGCGGCCUGCUCUCCUUCUCCGGGGUCUUCCUCUCCAUGUUUCCCAAGGAGCUGCCCAGAGCAGUGGCCCGCCGGAAGGUGGAGGAGAAUCGCCGGCGUGAGAAGGAGCGGCUUUCGUUGAAGAAGACGGAGAUGGAGCGACUAACAGCCGAACUGGACCAAAAGGCACCUGUGGAGGCGACGGCCUCCUUCCAGGACAUGCUGAAGACCUUCCGCCGCCUGGUCACCAACAAGACGUACAUGUGCAACACUCUGUCGAGCAUCUUCUACCUGGUGGGCUACACACCCUACUGGAUAUUCACGCCCAAGUACAUCGAGGUGCAGUACCGCCAGUCGGCGGCCACCUCCUCCAUGGUCACCGGAACAGUGGCCCUGGCCUUCUCCGCCGUGGGAGUGCUCCUAUCCGGUUUCAUCAUCUCGAGGUAUAAGCCCAGGGCCCGAUACAUGGCCGCCUGGAACGUGAUUGUGGGCUUCCUCACGGUGGCCGGCAUCCUGGCCUACGCCUUCAUCGGCUGCCCGGGAAAUGAGAGUUCCGUGAUCGUCAACAUCCACGACAGUUCCCUCGGCGACAACACCACCACCUGCAAUUCGGCCUGCUCCUGCGACUACGUUCGCUAUUCUCCGGUUUGCGGGGAGAACAAAAUGACCUACAUCUCCGCCUGCCACGCUGGAUGCAAAAGCUUGCACGUCAAUUCCGAAGGAAAAAAGAUCUUCUACGAUUGCUCCUGUAUUCCUGGCACUGCUGCCAAUUCCACAAGUCAAUUCAAGCGCCUAACCAGCUUAGAUUUGAGUAGCGAUAACUUCAGCCAGGACACUUCGGUUCUUACCCAAUUGGAGGAUCUAGCCAAUGGGCAGGCGAUGCCCGGAGCCUGUCCGGUGAACUGCUGGACGCAAUUCGUGGCCUUCUUGGCCGUGAUGUGCUGCCUGAAGUUCGUGGGCGCCAGUGGCAGGGCCUCCAAUUUCCUGGUGUCCGUGCGAUGUGUUCCAGAGAAGGACAAGACGGCGGCCAUGGGCUUCGGGAUGACCCUGUGCUCGAUGCUGGCCUUCAUUCCCAGUCCGAUAUUCUUCGGCUGGGUCUUCGAUAGGGUCUGCCUGGUGUGGGGCAAGACCUGCACAAACAAGGGAAACUGCUGGCUCUACGAUCCGCUCUCCAUGAGAUACACCCUGAACUUCACCGCAGCUGUCUUUAUUGCCAUUGGGGCCAUUUUCGAUCUGGGGGUCUGGUACUACGCCAAGGACCUGAAAAUCUUCGACGAGGAAGUCAAGGAGUUGGAGAUGAAGAUCGUCCAGCAAGAGGAGGAGGCCAGCAACGAGAAGAAUACAGAGAUCUAGACCUAAGUUAUUAUUACGCCUAAGUGCUGUGUGAGUGAGAGUUUUGGUGCCUUGAUUUGUCAAUAUCCAAGUGUGAUUUCCCCCAUAGAGUCCAGUACCAUAAUAAACGGUAUUGUAACAGUAA